This is a messenger RNA of Camelina sativa (false flax), 1389 nucleotides long. Its product is annotated as SAGA-associated factor 29 homolog A. The record is from RefSeq and is a predicted model, not a curated record. NCBI's taxonomy places the organism in Eukaryota, Viridiplantae, Streptophyta, Magnoliopsida, Brassicales, Brassicaceae. Gene Ontology annotation, cellular component: SAGA complex.
AAAACGACUCAUACUUGAUCUGCCCAAUCACAAAUCAACAAAAACAAAACAAAAUUGCGAUUUGCAUUUACUAAAUCUGAAAAGAAAAAGAAAAAUAUAAACUGAGAUCUUUUCUGAGAUUUUGUCCUCCUCCUAUGUUUGAAGUUUGAACAUAAAAAUUGUAUUUUUUUUCUUUGAAGUUUCCAACAGAAUUUUUUUUUUUUUUUGAAACUUUAAGUGAUUAGAAUUUUAAAUUUGUCUUUUUUAUUUGGUGGGUAUAUUCUUUUUUAUCGGGAUUUUUGUUAGCAGAGAAAGACGACGAUGUCGUCGUCGUCGCCGGACAUUGCCGGAAUAUUAGAUAAUACGAAGGAGCUUGAUCGGUUAAGGAAAGAACAAGAGGAAGUUCUUGUGGAGAUCAAUAAGAUGCAUAAGAAGCUUCAAGCUACACCUGAGAUAGUUGAGAAGCCUGGUGAUACUUCAUUGUCAAAGCUUAAAAAUUUGUACAUUCAAGCAAAAGAGCUUUCAGAAAGUGAAGUAACCGUUUCAAAUAUUCUGCUUACUCAGUUGGAUUCUCUGCUUCCAUCUGGACCAACUGGGCAACAACGCAGAAAAUUAGUGGCAGAAGGCAACGAACAGAAGAGAAAGAGAAUGAAAGUAGAUUCAGAUGUAACAAGAGUUUCUCCUUCCAUGAGAAAUCAAAUCGAGGCAUAUGCCAGUCUAAAGGGUGAACAGGUUGCUGCAAGAGUCACAGCCGAGGAUGCCGAGAAGGAUGAAUGGUUUGUGGUGAAAGUUAUUCACUUCGACAGAGAAACAAAAGAAGUUGAAGUACUUGAUGAAGAACCAGGAGAUGAUGAAGAAGGAGGUGGCCAGAGGACGUAUAAACUAUCAAUGUCAUGUAUUCUACCGUUUCCAAAAAGGAAUGAUCCUACAAGCACACAAGAGUUUCUACCAGGAAAACAUGUCUUAGCUGUAUAUCCUGGAACCACAGCCCUCUACAAGGCAACUGUAGUCAGUACCCCACGAAAGAGGAAGUCUGACGAGUACUUGCUAGAAUUCGAUGAUGAUGAAGAAGACGGAGCAUUACCUCAAAGAACAGUGCCAUUCCACAAAGUGGUAGCUUUACCAGAAGGCCAUCGCCAGUGAAUUUCAGAUGGAUACAAUAAAAUAAGAGACUAACUAUUUGGGUGCCAAAAGCAUAAGUUAAGAGCUGUUGUCCCUGUUUUGUAGUUCACAUGAGAUGUUUUGAAGACUAAAAAGGUAAUUUUUUUCCUUUUUACUAUUCAAUUUGGGGCGAAGCUACUCUAGUUAAAUGUAAUGUUUGAAUGUGUUAUGUGUAUAUAUAUAUAUAUGUAUGAGACCAUGGAUAUGUAUCAUAUUAAGACACAAUUUAUAAAAGUUACAUUUGUAUGA